AUGCCGCCGUCCAACCUGCAGGCCCUUCUCGCCGGCGGCGCAGACGAGCAGGUCUCGGUCAACCAGCGCGCCCUCGUCGAAAAGAUCCUCGCGCGGUACUCGGGCGAGCACACCGUCUUUCGAGAGCUCCUCCAGAACUCGGACGACGCCGGCGCAUCCACCGUCGAGCUCCACUUUCGCACCACGACCGGCUCAACCUCGUCCGCCGACGCUCAGCCGCACUACUCGCCCGACGACCUGCCCAACCUCGCCCACACCAAGGUCGCGUCCAUCAUGGUCCGCAACGACGGCUUUGUCUUCCGCAAGGAGGAUUGGGCCCGCCUCCAGGAGAUCGCGUCCGGCAACCCAGACGAGGCGAAAUUGGGCGCCUUCGGCACGUCGGGCUCUCUUCCUCCUCGCACCUGCGCUUCUCAGACUCUGACUCUCUUCCUCCUCACAGGCGUCGGCUUCUACUCGCUCUUCAGCAUCUGCGACGAGCCCGUCGUGUCGUCCGGGUCGCGCGUCGUCGGCUUCUUCUGGAAAGGCGGCGGCGACCAGCUCUACGUCAAGAGCGCGACUGACGAGUCGGGCGCCACCAACCUGUCGGCCGACGGUCGACCCUGGACGACAUUCCUCAUGGACCUGCGCGAGCCGGCGCCCAUGCCCGAGCCCAACGACUUUGCCCGGUUCCUCACGUCGUGCCUCGGCUUCACCCAGAACCUGCGCACCCUGUCGCUCUACUUCGACGGCCACCUCCUGUUCCGCGUCGACAAGACGCUCGCGCCGUCCCGGGCCCUCGACCUGCGGCACAACCUCGCCCAGAGCUCGCCCCUCAAGCUCCUGCGGCUGCAGCACGUCGACGAGGCGCCGUUCCAGCUGCGGGCGCAGGUCAGCGGGUGGAUGCUGCGCUCGCUCGUCAAGCCCAAGAAGCCCCUCGUCACGGCCGCGAGCCUCACGAGCGCCGCCGCCACGAGCACGUCGUCGUUCGCGAGCAGGAUGCUGUCGGCCUUCUCAAGCCGGUCGACCGCCUCCCACGCUCCCUCCCCUUCCUCGUCGACCCCGCCUCCACCUCUAGUCGCCGCCAAGCCCGCACGAGACCCGCUUGCGCACGUCCACGCGACCCUGUUCCUCCGCACCGUCGCCGCGUCACUCGUCGUCUCGCCCUCGCCGCACUUUGCCGCCGAGACGCUGCGCGCGACCAAGAAGGCCCUGCCCAAGACGACGCGGUACUCGCUCGUCUGGACGGGCAAGGCCGAGUUUGACGCGAGCCACGGCGGGUCGACGGGCCAGGGCACCGACGACGAGCUCGAGGCCGACGCGCGCCGCGUCUUCUCGGGCCUCCUUCCCGCCGACCUCGGCACGCAGGGGCGCGUCGCAAUCGGGUUUGCGACGGUCCAGACGACGGGCUUCGCCGGCUCGGUCGGCGCGCGCUUCAUCCCGACCGUCGAGCGCGAGUCGCUCGACUUCCAGGCCAAGUACGUCGCCGACUGGAACCGCGAGCUCCUGUGGGCCGGCGGGCUCCUCGCGCGCACCGUGUACGAGCACGAGAUGGACGACAUCGAGAGGGUCUGGCGGCGCGUCGGCGACAAGGGCGAGGUGGACGAGGCACGAGGAGGGAGCUCGAGGAACGUGCGCUGCACCUCGUUCUUUACCUUCACCAAGUCGACGCCGCAAGAGAUCGUCGGUACCCUCGCCGAGUCGACCUUCUUCCAGUCGAACCCGAACACGUCCGUCACCCUCAUCUCGAGCGUCGGCCCGACAGCGGCGCACAAGCUCCGCCUCCCGUCGCCGCAACUUGCCGGCUUCAUCAAGGCCAUCCCCGUCGUGCCCGCCCUCAUCGCCGAGAACGCGCCCCGGUUCCUCGCCGUCCUGCGCGACCGCGACUUGAUCCGCGACAUCUCGCUCGAGGACAUCUUUGCCGACCUCGGCGCACACCCGCUCACGGUCGGCGAGGCGACGGCGCUCUUCAAGUGGUGGACGACGCUCGCCUCGAACCGGUCGUACGAUCCUCGCCUCGUUCAGCGCCUCAAGGACGCCGCCAUGCUCUCGGUCCCGACCUCGCCUACCAGCAGCGACCCGACCGACGUCCGCAUUCACCCUCUCGGCGCCUUCCGCACGUUCCUCGUCCCCAAGGUCGUCCCGGCCGACAUGCCCGUCCCCGAGCACACGCUCCCGUUCGACCUGUCGCGCUCGGUCGCCAACGCCGACCUCGUGCGCAUCUUUGGGUUCCAGGAGCUGAGCCUCCUCGAGUGGGUGCGGUUCCUCGUCGGCCCGACCAUGCGCGGCAAGAGCGCCAAGAGCGAGACGGACGUGACGGCGUCGCCCGUGUUCGUCGAGUCGGUCCUCGCCGUCCUCGCUAAAGGGUGGCAGCAGGUCCCGGCCGUCCAGCAGCGCGACCUCGUCCAGCUCGUCUCGACCAUCCCGCUCAUCCCGACCCGCCAGGGCCUCAAGCAGCCCGACCAGGCCUACAUGCCCAACGUCUCGCUGUUCGAGGACCUCGCGACGACCGUGCUCCCGAGCGGCGCGCCGAUCAAGGGCAACAUGGACAAGCUCCUCCUCGCGCUCGGCGUCCGGCGGCACGUCGAGCUCCAGCUCGUCUUUACCCGCCUCCUCGGCGCCGGCGACUGGUCGCACGUUCAGCUCGUCAAGUACCUCGUCACGGUCCAGGAGACGCUCUCGCCGGCCGAGAAGGACCGCCUGCGCCAGACGAGGUGGCUCCCGCGCGAGGGCGAGGCCAAGGUCGAGCAGCCCGCCGGCGCAGACGGCGUCGUGCCCAAGCCCAAGACGGUCCGGUACCGCGCCGCCGACCUGUACGAGCCGGCCGAGGCGCUGCGAGAGCUCGGGCUCCCGCUCGUCGACUGGACCGACUCGCCGUCGAGGUGGCGACCAGGGUCUGACGAGGCGAAGCUCCUGUUCGACCUCGGCCUGCAGCGCAUCCCGGUCGUCGAGAAGGUCCUCGAGAUUGCCGCUCACUCGGCCGACGUCGCCAAGCAGGACAAGGCGCUGCGGUACUUCCUCGACGGCUGUCUCACGCACGGCUACGGCAAAUCCUCGUCGUCCCUGACCUCGUCCUUGCCCACCUUCCUCCUCGCCGCCGCAGACUCGCCCGCCAAGCACGACCUCGCCUUCGUCCCGGCGCGGCACAAGGGCAAGGAGGUGCGCGUCAAGCCGACCGAGGUGUUCGGCAACGUCGACGCCGCCCUGCUCGGGUUCGCCACGCUCGCCCCGGCCUACGCCGCCGAGGAGACGCGUUUCGGUAUUCGUCGCGACCCGCCUGCAGGCCAGCUCGUCGCGGCGCUCAUCAGCAACCCGCCGCAGACGCUCGCCGAGGCGAGCAAGGUGUUCGCGUACCUGUCGGGCCAGGUCUCUUCCUUCUCGACCGCCGAGCUCGACGCGCUACGGUGGGCCGCCAUCGUCCCUGUUCGCAAGCCCGACCUCAAGAUCGACGUCGUGCCGCCGCUCAACCUGUACUUCUCAACCUCGGACACGGUCCUGCCGCCGGGCCUCAAGGGCCUCUUCUCGACCGUGCCCGACUUUGGCCCCGCCGCCAAGCCGUUCCUCGUCGCGUGCGGCGUCAAGGAGAGCCCGUCGACCGCCGAGAUCACGACCAUGCUCAUCUCGGACCCGUCGCGCUUCUACGACCUCGCCGGCUCGGCAGAGCGGUACCUCUCAGUUCUUCGUCUCGUCGCCGUCAACUAUGGGUCCCUGUCGUCGACUUUGCGCAGCCGCAUGAAGCUGUCGGCCUUCUUCCUCGGCUCGAAGCGCAUCUCGUCGAGCACGACCGCCGCACCUGCCCGUGCUCUGCUCGAGCAGCAGGAAGACGACGAGGACGACGAGGCCGGCGAGACGACGCUCGUGUACCAGCUCGCUCGAGCGAGUGAGCUCGCGAUCAACGACGAGCCUGCAGCCUUCCAGGUCUUCCAGGGCGACAUCCUCGCGUGCCCGCAGGAGGACGCGCUCGAGGCGCUCGCAGAGCAGCUCGGCGCCCGUCGGAUCUCGCGCCUCAUCACCGAGAACUACCACACGGCGGGCGAGGCCGACAGCGGGUCGAGGCGCGCGCAGGAGAUGAGACGCACGGUCGCCGAGCGCACUUUCCUCUUCCUGUCCGAGCGGCGGCAGCAAUACGGCAAGGGCGAGCUCAAGCACGACCCGGACUGGAUCCAGAAGCACCUCGUCGUCCUCGAGGUCCGCUCGAUCGAACUCGUACGGUCGCUCAACAGCGCUCAAGGGCUCAAGCGGAGCACGGCCACGGCGUCGGCUUGCGCCAAGCUCGCGCAGAACGGCGACGCGCACCUGUACAUCUCGCAGAGCAUCGAGGUCGACUUCUUCGAGGUCGCCAUGGGCCUGAACAAGCUGCUCCUCGUCAAGACUCGCCCGAACGACGCCCUUCUCCUCCUCACGAUCCUUCAGACGACGCUCAAGAACCUCAAGCGCCGAGGCUUCAACGUCGACCGCAUCAUGAACGCCCGCAAGGCCGAGCGCGAGGCGGCCGACCAGCGCAUGCGCGAGGAGCGGCUCCAGGCGCAGCUCAAGGCCCAGUCAGCUCUUUCCGGCGAGAAGCUUGAUGCCGCCGUUCGCGACCUGUCGGCCAUGUUCCCCGACGCCGACCCCGACUUCCUCCGCACCCUCCUCACGACCCAAGAGCCGCCGCACCUCGAAAACGCCGCCAACCAGCUUCUGUCGACGUCGCAGUACCCGAGACGGCGCCAGACGGCGCCACCACCACCGCCGUCGUCCUCGUCGUCGCCCCAGGCCGUCUCGGCGGCGGCGCAGCAGCAGCCGAGCGGCGGUUUCCUCUCCGGCCUGCGUCGACAGCUCAAGGGCGAGAGCUCACGGUCGGGUUCGCCGCUGCCGCCACCACCGAGCUUGACGCCGCCGGCGAGUUCGCCUCGACCCGGCGCCGUCUCGCAGCGCCCGCCCGGCAUGUCGCCGCAGCCGCACCGACCCGAGGCCAUGCCGACCUCGACCGACGCUAUCCGCGCCAACCUGACGAGGGCGAUUCAGGCUUCUCGCCCCGAGUCGGCCUCGAACGUCUCGAUGGCCGUCGAGAAGACCGAGGUCAAGGAGAGCGAGGCGUACUGCGACGCGACGGCGGCCGCCAACCUGUCGUUCGUCGCCGACGUUGGCGGCCUGCGCUUCUUCGCGAGCCGAGACGUGCCCGACCCGACCGGCUUUGUCGCCGAGCACCACGACGCGCUCUUGCGCAUGGUCAACCGCGUCCUGCGACCCGUCGGCGAGGUCUUUGCGCUCGACCCUCGUGCCCUGCACGUCUUCUACGACCUCGAGGGCCCCCUCAUCGCCUUCAACCGCGGCGGCGCGAUUUACCUCAACUACCGCUUCUACGCCGCGUGGCACGACAAGCUCGUCGUCGAGGGCAAGAUGGCCGAGCCGCUCAUCAGCACCUACCACUCGGUCGCGCACGAAAUCGCCCACAACCUCGUCAAGCCGCACGACGCCCAGUUCAACUUCUUCUUCUCGCAGUUCUGCGAGGAGUACUUUGUCCCGAUGGCGCGGCUCCUCCAGCAGACGGAGCGAGCGCUCGAGACGUAGACACUCUGCAGUGCUAGACAAGCUUUCGUGUGUCCCU
Molecule: messenger RNA, 5566 nt
Organism: Rhodotorula graminis WP1
Lineage: Eukaryota; Fungi; Basidiomycota; Microbotryomycetes; Sporidiobolales; Sporidiobolaceae
Exons: 15
Coding region: 1-5529 (1842 amino acids)
Source: RefSeq, a predicted model, not a curated record